Molecule: messenger RNA, 5805 nt
Organism: Liolophura sinensis
Lineage: Eukaryota; Metazoa; Mollusca; Polyplacophora; Chitonida; Chitonidae
Cellular component (GO): Cul4-RING E3 ubiquitin ligase complex
Molecular function (GO): protein binding
Source: RefSeq, a predicted model, not a curated record
AUGGGCUGCAGUCCGUCAAGUCUGCCUGUGUGGAAUGUCCCUGACGGAGACGCCGGGUCGGUUGUCAAGCCACCGCUGAGGAGCACCUGUUUAGCAGAGGAGCCACAUAGCAAGAAGGAAGAGAAGACGAACACAGGAAACAAGAUCACCCUAAACAGCACAGGGACUGGGGAGAGUUGCCAGGGUGAAGUUUGCACGAAUUCAGAACUGCAGAGCAAUCAGUCAGAUAGUGUUGUGCACAAGACGCAGGUGGAUCCCCAUAUUUUCAUCGAUACGAAUGGCGACGACAGAGACAUAAAUUGUAGGGAGGAAACUGUCGAACACGGCGCACCAGCGCCUGACCAGAAAAACUUACCUGGUCCUCAACACCAAACCAACACUAUGGACAACGAUGAGAUUGCUAGCCAUGGUAUCCGCAGUGAGUGCUUACCUCUAAUGCCAAGAAAAUCCAACGUUGAGUAUGAGUGUUUGCGAUCAUCUGCUCAGAGCAAAUGGCCCAUCCGAUGUUUGGCACCUUUUGAUGGCUAUAACAUCAAUGCUGGGCCAGGAGGUUGUACCGCACUGAUGUUUGUCUCCAACUCUUACAAUAAAGAGGAUAACACCACAGGAGAAAUCUUCAUGAUUCGAUCUGGUUAUGAUUCCAACCACUUUCAGGCUCUGUGCCUUUCCAAGUCCGGAGCUGGUCAUUUUGGUCCAGCAAGCUGCAUCAAGACAGAUGAAGAUGGAAGAGUUUUGGUGGAAUGUCUGUUUGGACAGAAUUACCUGAUGUUACUCUCAAAUGAUGUGAUACACGGAAAUAUACAAAAUGGAGUCUUUGUCCGAGGUCCAAGCCAUGCUGACGAAAGCUUUCCUUUGACUAUAAACAUUAAUAGUGGGAAUGGAGGAGGGGUAACCCUGCUGCUAUGCUGUGGGUUGGUGGGUGGCCUCCAAGAACCAACAGUAACCAGUGCUGUCUACAUGAUAAGGUCGGGGAACUAUGGCAACUUUUUCUCAGCAUCUCUGGUGACUGGUGAAGACAAGUGGAAGUUUGAGGUACAGGAGUCUGGCAUUCUCUGUAUAUCUGGCAUUGGACGCAGUGUGUAUGCUGUCUACCACAACAGGGAAUGUGAACAGAAGUUCAGGUCAUCAGCACGCAGCUUGGCGCUGCACGUGUCUACCCAAAGAGGGGAUGAGAAGGUUGUCUUGGCACCAUCCGUCCCCCAUCAUGCUCUCCUUUUGGUCCUUUGCUCCCAUAGUUACGGUAUUGAGAAUUCGACAUCUGCAGCAGUGUAUGCUGUGAGUGUGUCCUCAUCUGGAAUGCUCAGCGCUCAGAUGGUACAAGGCAGCCAUGGCUCUGGUAACCAUCAGGCUGCUUCACAAUGGACAUUUGAGUUGCAGAAUGGACAAGUAGUUGUCUAUGGCCCUAAAGGGUUCUGUCGUUAUGCAGUUAUGGCAACGCUACAGGCAGACACUUCUAAUGGUUGUACUUCCCUAAGUCCAGAGGUAGACAUUGGCUGUGCUACCAUCACUAAGAAGAUGGCUUCAGGUUUGCUGGCAGAGAAAUGUGAUGUCCAGAUACAUGUCAAUGAUAAGGUUUUCAUCACUCUUCACAACUCCCAGCUAAGGUACAAUGGGUGUGCCUAUGCCUUUGAGUCAUGUGUAGAGGAAGCAAUGAAAUCCCCUGGCCUUUAUCUUGUCAGAGUGUUUGCAGUAAAAGAACAGGACAGUGGUUCAGGUUCAUUUCCUUUGAUGUUGGAGCUGGUUGGUUCACCAAAGCAGAUAGCCAUCCAGCCCCCUGGUGUCUUGUACGCCUUGAACUGUGGUGGACCAUCUUACCAUGCUAUCAAUGACAUUGUCUACAUGAGUGAACUUUGCCAAUAUGCUAAUUUUUCCUAUGAUGUCACCUAUGGUGCCUCCUACAAAUGUCUUGGUAUUGUCAAGUCCAAGACUCAUAUCCCUCAUCUUCUGACUGGAAGCCAUGACGGAUAUCUGUAUUGCAGAUUCAGAACCACCAGCGCUGAAGCAGAAGAUGAACGAAGUAUCCUAUAUGAAAUUGAAGAUAUUCCAAAUGGAACUUACACCUUACGAUUCCACUCCGUGGGAAAAUUGGAUAUGUUCAAGCAAAUGGAAAAGAUGUUACAUCGAAGACUCCAAGUACACGGAGAGGUGAAGUCCAAGGCUGAGAAAGAGGAGGAGGAGACAGUAAGGCAACACCUGUGCAACACCUUAGAACCACUAACAAGGUCUAUGCUGAUGAAGGAGAUGGAGAUUGUAGGAUGGUCUCAGAACCUACUGGAGAAUGCUAGUGGCCAGGUAAGACACCUUUCCCGCUGGAAUGUGACAGGGAACUGGAAGGUCAGUGAGGGUGGGUAUGGCACAGAGAAGUCAUUUGUGACCUCGCACAUGGACUGUAUCAAGUAUCAAGAGAUCAACCUGUGUGAUUACUUCUCACCAGAACACCUGGAGACACAGCCACCAAUACAGGUGUUUGAAUGGUACAAAGAGGGAUGCUGUGGUGGUGGGUUCUACAGCUUGACUGCCAUGCUGAUGGAUGCCGAGUAUGAAGUGAAGAGCUAUACAACAGGCCGUCUUGGUACCCUGUACAAGGACCACAAAUGGCAACAGGCGAGUGUGAUAUUCACAGAGUAUGGACCUGGAGUGAGAAGAGUUUCCAUUGAAUCAUUUGGUAAAGAUGACAAGUACUGGGGAGGCCAUUAUGGACCAUUGAUUUCUGGGUCAGUGGUCAGGGUCAAGAGAGAUGUCAGGCCAGCAGCCGAGGACAAGUUUGCUGAUAUCAGCAUGGUUAACGGUAACAGUGGGACAGCUGACAGGGAGAGGUUGGUGAACAGAGUACUGAUGGACAAUAAGGACCUGCUGGACGAUUAUCAAGAGAUACAGUCUGGAAUUGCUGGAAGAAAGGGACGUGUCCGAAAGCCCCGAGAGAUCCGUGUCUUCGUAUCCAGCACAUUCAGAGAUAUGCAGGGUGAGAGGGAGCGUCUCAUUAAAAAGACAUUCAGAGAGUUGAACAACCUGUGCACGGGACGAGGUGUAUUUUUUACGUACGUGGACCUAAGAUGGGGGAUUUCCUCAGAACAGACAAAUGUUGGGGAGACUAUAGCCAUUUGUCUUCAAGAGAUAGAACGAUGUCGACCUUACUUCAUCUGCAUGCUGGGAGAACGGUUUGGCUGGUCCCAGAGAGAAGACAUGCCUGACGAACUCCUUAAUAACAGUUUUACCUAUGCUGUAGAGAACUUCCCUAAACUAGCUUGGGUGGACAGUUACAGGUACAACACCAGUGUCACACAGUUGGAGGUGUUACAUGGAGUGCUCAAUGAUAUGGAUAAUGCAAAGGAGAGAAGCUUUUUCUACCUGCGUUCACCUGUCACAACUGAAUCAAUAGGAGUUUCACCUGAAGAGCUAAAGAUGUACCAGCCUGAGAGUGAGUGGCACCGUGAAAAGGUGUAUGCCCUGAGGAACAGAAUAGAAAGCAGUGGUCUCAACACACGUUACUACGAUGCUCCUGGGGACGUGUGUGAUCUCAUUAAACAGGACCUGAAGAAGUGCAUUGACUCAGACUUUCCUGUUGGGUCAGAGCCUUCAGCCUUGGAAAGGGAGAUGGAGGCCCACCGAGCCUUUGCCGAUGCUCGGUGCCUUGUUUACAUAGGUCGACAAGAAUACUUCCAGAAAAUUGAGGACUAUUUCUCCACACACAAGCCCCACCCUCUUGUCAUCCUCGGUGAAUCUGGUUCUGGGAAGUCCUCCCUGGUGGCCAACUGGACGAUGAGGACAGCUGAGAAACAUCCAGACACCUUCGUCUUCCUUCACUUCAUCGGCAGCUCUGCAGACAGUGCAUCCUAUCUGAAACUCAUUAAAAGGUUGUAUGAGGAGAUUAAGCAGUACUUUGGGCUGGAUCUGCCCAUUCCUUCCUCCGACGCUGGCUUGAUCCGGGAUCUCAGUAAGUGGCUCGUUGUGGCAGGUAGCAAGGCCAGGUGUGUCAUUGUUCUGGAUGCUCUCAAUCAACUGGAUGAUGGUACAGGAGAAGAUGGUUCAGAACAUGACUUAUUGUGGCUGCCAUCAACAUUACCGCCAAAUGUGUACAUGCUGUUAUCCACAUUACCUGGGCGGGCAUUUGAUGCUGUACUAGCAGCAGGCUGGCCAGCCUUCAAAGUUAACCCUCUGAACCACAGCGAGAAGGAAGAAAUUAUCACUGGCUAUCUGCUGGAAAUCUAUGGGAAAACUCUAAAUGCAGAACAGAAGGGCAUGAUCAUCUCAGCGGAGCAAACAAACAACCCUCUCUACCUACGAGUACUUCUUGAUGAGGUAAGAAUGUAUGGAGCGUUUUACACCCUCACUGACAAAAUAAAAGAUUACCUCUCUGCCAGAAGUCCAGCUGAGCUGUUUGCCAAAAUCCUUGACAGAUUGGAACAAGAUAUGGAGAAAGGGCAAGAAAACAGACCUUUCCUUGUACGAGACACCACUACUGCCAUCUGGUGUUCUAAUAGGGGCAUGUCUGAAAGCGAACUCAUUGAACUACUACAGGUUAAGUCGGCUAUGUGGUCACCAUUCUACCUGUCCUUGGUGGAAAGUCUUGUCAACAGAAAUGGUAUCCUGAACUUCUUCCAUGAUCACCUGCGGCAGGCUGUAGAAGACAGAUACCUGGUGACUAAUGCGGCCAAGCAAGAGGGCUACCUUAGACUUGCCAACUUCUUUUCAAGCAAACCACUGGACAACAGAACCGUGGUAGAGCUGCCAUUUCUGCUGGCAAAAGCUGGAGAGUUGGAAAGACUUAAAAAAUUCAUCACUAAUUUGGAAGUUUUCAAGAAACUUAUCACUAAUGAGGACGGAAAAUUUGAUCUCAUCAAGUCUUGGAAAAUGUUAGGGGACUUUACUGAGGUAGAGAAGGCAUAUCUUGCUGAGGUGGAGAAUAUUCCUGAAGCAGAGAGGAAUACCCAGGAUUUUCAGAUAUUGAUGGCAGACCUAGGAGCAUUUUUCUUGGAUUUGGGCUUGCUGGAUGCUUCAAAGUGUGUAUUUGAGGGGUUGUUGUCAGAAAUGGAAGAGUGGUACAGGGACCAUCAUGGCCGCAUUGUCUAUAAUGCAGCUGAUUACUCAUGGAAAAAAUGCUGUGUCCACCCAGAGGUUAUUAAUGUGUUGCAGAGAUUAGGGACUGUUUGCCAGAAACAGGAUGAUUUGGAUACAGCUGAAUCAUACUAUUUAGAGGCUAUUUCAAGACAGAACAGAAUUACAUCUCCAUCUGAAGAAUUAAAGCUUUGCGAAGGCCUUCUUGGACUUGCCGAGGUUUAUUACCUUAAGGAGAAUGAAGAGGCAAAAAAGCUGCUAUUGAGGUCAAGAGAGUUAGCAACCCAUGUCCUCGGUCCCAAACAUCAUUAUGUAGCUGCCAUCAUCAGUAAGCUUGGACAGAUGUGCUACAAGCAGGGCAGGCUGGAUGAUGCACUGGGCUACUUUGUGCAGGACUUGAAGUUGACUCGUGGGGAUGUGGGGACAGCCCACCCACGCACGGCAGGAAUCCUAAAUGAUGUGGGCCUAGUGUAUGAUGACCAGAGUAGCCCAUUGGCCGGUCAGCUGUUUGAGGCAGCUUUAGCCAUCUUAUUGGAUGUAUACGGCUCAAAUCAUGUGGAUGUGGCCAUGGUCAGGUACAACCUUGGUGCAUUUUACUUUGCCACAAGCUACUACGCCAAAGCCAAGUUCCAGUUCACAGAGGCACACAAAGUGUUUUUGGCGUUCUUGGGACCUGACCAUGAAGAUACAGUCGCUGCCUUAAGAGCCAUGCAGGCUAUUUGAAUGUGAUAUACAAUAUACUGCUGUGAU